AUGGACAUGAAUCCCUUCGGUGUAGGACCUGCCAACUUAUUCGCUCAGUUUGCGGGUUAUGGUGGAGGGCAUCGGAUGGGUGGCCCUCCGGCUCGUGCCUACCAGGACUACUUUAAAGCUUAUUCUGUUGCUAUGCUUCCAAGAACGCGAGAUAAUCUGAAUUAUGUCGGCCAAAUCAUAAUGCCACCAUCCGCGCUUGCCAACUUGACCACGAUGGAGCUCGAGUCGCCGUGGAUGUUUAAAUUGCAGAACGUAACAAAUUCUGCGGCCUCCACAUACGCGGGCGUCCUGGAAUUCAUUGCGGAGGAAGGUUGUGUUCAUUUGCCACAAUGGAUGAUGAAGACAUUGCGCCUCGAUGAAGGUGAUCCAAUCCGGAUCACUGGUGCUGAACUACCUAAAGGCAAAAUGGUCAAGCUACAAGCACAAAGCACUGUUUUCCUCGAGAUCUCGGAUCCCAAAGCUGUACUUGAGCAAGCACUCAGACAUUUUUCUGCGCUCACUCAAGGCGACAUAAUUGAGAUCUCCUAUAAUUCCAUCGUAUUUGGACUUCUGGUGAUGGAGACCCAUCCGGGUGGAGAGGGUAUCAGCGUUCUCAACACGGAUCUCGAAGUGGACUUUGCUCCUCCUGUCGGCUAUGUAGAACCUGAGCGGCCCAAGGCCGCACCACCUCCGACUAUGGCGUCCAAGCUCAACAUUGACCUGAAUUCACAAACGCCAGGAUCCUCGCGCCCGUCUUCAUCUUUGGGCGAGACUUUUGCAGGCUCGGGUACCCGCGGCGCGGCGGUCAGCAAAGGAGGCGAUCAUUGGGAGAGUUUCAAGGGCAAAGGAGAAACUCUUUCUGGUCGCAAGACGAAGGGCAAGGGCGUCAGCCACAGGAAAGUGGAGGAAGCCCCACAAGACAGCAAGAUUAUUCGAACAGACAAGCAGCACAUCAUCACAUCCGACGAUCUGGACUCCGAGGUCUCUGUUCCUGCACCUCUCAACAUUCCGUUUGGGAAGCUAUUUUUUGGGUUCAAUAUCCCACCUUAUGUUCCUCCUAAGGAGAAGGAUGUCGACGGGGAGCAGCCCCAUAUAUUUGCGGGUACAGGCAAUUUAUUAAGCGGAAAACUGCAGUCGCAGUCGUCGUCGUCGUCUACCGCAAAGGGCAAAAGUAAAGAGACUGCUGCAUCUACAGCUUCAUGGGGCUCAGGUGGUCAAGCACUUGGUUCGCGUUCGUCACGACCACCUGUACUCUCGGCGCCGCAAGCGGUAGGAGCCGGAGGUGCCCCAGUACCUGUCCCACGAGGUUCGACGGCACAAAAGCAGCCCCCACCCGAGUCGGAUUCUGAAUCAGAUUGGGGUGUGGAUGACGAUGAAGACGUUGUAAUUGACAGCGACUAG
Molecule: messenger RNA, 1380 nt
Organism: Fibroporia radiculosa
Lineage: Eukaryota; Fungi; Basidiomycota; Agaricomycetes; Polyporales; Fibroporiaceae
Exons: 7
Coding region: 1-1380 (459 amino acids)
Cellular component (GO): VCP-NPL4-UFD1 AAA ATPase complex
Molecular function (GO): polyubiquitin modification-dependent protein binding
Source: RefSeq, a predicted model, not a curated record